Molecule: messenger RNA, 799 nt
Organism: Ilex paraguariensis (yerba mate)
Lineage: Eukaryota; Viridiplantae; Streptophyta; Magnoliopsida; Aquifoliales; Aquifoliaceae
Source: the annotation of a GenBank genome assembly
AUGGGUGAUGAAAAUGGACAUUUGAUGGGAAAAAGAAGGCAUGCGAGUUUUCGAUCAUGCAAUGCUUCUGGGUACAUGACGGAUUUGUUGGAGAUUCAAGCUGAAAAUCCUUCAUUGCAUGUCCUGUUCGUCCCUGGAAACCCAGGUGUGGUUGCAUUUUACACUGACUUUCUGGAGUCACUGUAUGAGCUUCUGGGAGGAACUGCAUCUGUAACAGCUAUUGGGCACACAGGUCACACAAAGAAGAACUGGAAGCAUGGAAGGCUGUUCUCAUUACAAGAGCAAAUUGAUCAUAAGAUGGAUUUCAUCAAACACGGACUUCAAAAUACUGAAGUCCCCAUAUUGCUGGUUGGGCACUCUAUCGGUUCUUAUAUAGCUAUUGAAUUGUUUAGAAGAUCUUUAGAUAAGGUGAUAUAUUGCAUCGUGCUGUAUCCCUUUUUGGAAGUAAACAAAGAAUCUUCAAAACAGUCUCAUAUUAGGCAGAUCACAGCGUGCCCUUUCAAAGGCUUACUUAAGAAUUCUUUGGCCCCAAAAGGAAAAUAUAGAGUUCCUUGUCAGUUAUUGAAGGGGUGUGCUUACAACCGUGUUGAGAUUUAUAAAUGUAAUCCUUGUGAUAAAAAUUGUGGUAGACUAGCACAGGGAUUCCUAUGAUGCAUGUUCCAUCAUUAUGGUUUAUAUCAAUAUGUUACAAAAUGAAUCAGCAAUGUUGAUGUUAUCUUACAUAGAAGGAUACUUAUUCUCAGUAAAAUUGAUGUGCAAUUUGUUUGUCCCCUUUUUGUGGACCAUGGCAAUCCAUCUU